CCCUUUUGGGUACAAAGAAAAGUACAAUCCGUCAAGCAUAUAUUACAAUUCAAUUCUAACGCCAAAGAUCAUCAAAUCGCCGGAGAAACGAGACAUUGAUUAUCUCCACCACGCAGAGCCAAGCCAACCUACACAGAAACAGAAAUGGCAAGAGAAGUAUCGGAGAGCUGUAUGGAUAGCUUGCUUACAGAGAUUGUUUCUUCGUAUUGCAAUGUGCUAUACGUUAGUAAGCCGGAGCUCGCUGCUCGGAGAAUCGAAGCCAUUGGCUACCAAGUCGGCCACCAGCUCUCUGAAAGGUACACAAUGGAGCGACCACGUUUCAGUGAUCACCUGGAGGCAAUCAAGUUCAUUUGUAAAGAUUUCUGGUCUGAGCUUUUCAAGAAACAGAUAGACAAUCUAAAGACGAAUCAUAGAGGUACAUUUGUUUUACAAGAUGAUAAAUUUGCAUGGGUUUCACGCAUGUCUUCAACUGAGAAUUCUGGUUCAACUCAAGAACCUGGAAUUGGAAACAAAGCAGCAGAAGCAAGUAGCAUGCAUCUGUAUUUCCCUUGUGGAAUUAUAAGGGGAGCUCUUUCAAAUUUGGGCAUUUCUUGUGCUGUGUCUGCAGAUAUCUCCAACCUCCCUUCUUGUUCAUUUGUGAUCCGGAUAAAGGUGUAGCAAACAUAUCUGUAACUGUAAGUAACUCUGCAACUGUUGUUUGUAUGUUGACCGUUGACAGUUGAAAUCAAACUGUAAAAUUGAUAUUCAUGUUAUGCACUUAUAAUAUAUAUAUUUUUUUCAAAUAUAUAAUCAUUAUUAACUGUAUAUUAUUUUUUAUUUUUUUAAUUUAAAAGAAGCUUUAAGAGGAAGAAGAGAUUUUUAUAAGGGUAUAUUGUCGUAUUGGUCCUAGGGGGUGCUUCAGAUUGCUUAUUAAAAGUGUUUAUCAACUUAUUGUCUUUUGUAAAAGUGUUUGGAUUAACUUUUAUACUACAAUGACCAAAAAUGACAUGCUUAGGGCAUCUCCAACCCAAACACUAUACUCUACACUAAACUCAUUUUUACACUAAAAUCCUCCAACCCCACACUAAACCUAACACUAUAUAUAUAGUGUUGUUUAAAUAUAAUGUUAUACUAUUCAUAAACACCAUCUUUUACACUAUAAAAUUUGGAUAAAAUAGAAUAUACCUCGAAUAUUUUUUUUAAUGUUGAUUAUAGUGUAAUGGGUUGGAGAGGUUUAAUGUUAACACUAUUUUUUACAUUAUAGUUAUUGAUUUUAGUGUUAAAGAUUGGUGACGGUGUUAGGGUGGAGGGAGUCUAUCCCUUCCACCCCUCCCAAUCCACUUGCUGUACCGCUGUUACAUCAACUUUUCUCUCUCCUUUCCUUUUCACCUAUCACAUCUCAUGACACUUAACAUAUAGAAAUCCAUCACUUUAAUCCCUUUUAACCUCAUAUGAUUUUUAAUGUUAAAAUAAAUACAAACUAAUUAAAAUCAUACAAAACUAGUUUACCAAAUGUUAAAAAGACAAAACUGCACAAAUGGUCCCUGUGGUUAGUUGAAAAUUGCCACUUUGAUCCAAAAAAGUUUGGACUAGCACCAGUGGUCCAAACUUUUCAUUUUAUUGCGAGUUUGGUCCAGUUUCCU
This is a messenger RNA of Lactuca saligna, 1622 nucleotides long. Lineage: Eukaryota; Viridiplantae; Streptophyta; Magnoliopsida; Asterales; Asteraceae. The record is from the annotation of a GenBank genome assembly.